AUAUGAAUAUAAAAUUACAUCAAAUUGCAUCAAGUUAUAAAAUUAUAAAUAUAAUGUUACGUACAGAUAAAAAAUUAUUAUCAAACAUCUAUAUUAUAUUAUAAUAUAUUCUACACUAAAUACAUUUUACAAAACAUUAAAAUAUAAAUAAACAUUUUAUAAAAUUAAUGGUUUAUAAAUUUACAUUGAACGCAAGUUAAAUCCAACAUCCGCGCGGGGGCGCAGAUCAAGAUCUAGUUGCAAUUACAUCCCAAGACACAUCUUGCUUUUGACACACUUUCUUGGAAUGAUUUGUCUCUUUUACCCUUUUAUUAAAUAAAAACCUUGUACGGCAGAAAAUUUCACAUAUUUUUUUGGGUUUCUCUCUCCUAUUCGAAUCUGAAAUCACUCUCAAAUCUGAAAAUCCUAAUUUUCCUUGCUUUUCCAAUUUCCAAAAUUCACUGGUUGCGGUUCUCUGAAAUCAAGUUGUGUUGGACCAAAUUAUAAGAACUCAUACAAUUACAUGGACUCAAAACCAAUUCGUACUUGAAAGGUGUUUGGCUGUCGGAACUUUGUGGACUAAGAAGAAGUUUGCUUAUAAUUUUUCAGUCAUUUUCAUAAUUUUUGCUCUAGUUUUUGCAUAUAAGUCUGUCUCAUAACACAAAUGACCAACAAAAAAUGUUCAUAUGUCCACGACUAUUUAUCCAUUUUUCCAUAUCCACUUCUACAAAACGUUGUCCACAGUUUUUGUUUUUUGUUCAUGCAUUCUCCGUACAUGUCAACAUUUUUUCUGUCACUAAUUUACGUUAAUGUCCACAUAUUUGUUUGUUAACAAAUUUUCUGUUUUUCUUUUUUUGUUAAGAUGAGUAUAUAUCCACGUUUUUCUUCUCUUGUCCACAUGAGUCAUUGUCCACAUUAAUCUCUGUACUUAUGAGUUAGUGUCUACUGAGUCGUAUCUUCUUUUGUUAAUAUGAGUCUAUAUAAGUUCAUGCCCAAAUUUUUUUUUUUUUUUGAGGGUUUUGGUGACACGAAUCCAUAUCCAUGUUUUAUGGUAUCAAAACAGAGAAAUUUGUCCACAUCUUGACAUCCAUGUCCACAUUUCUAUGUCCAAGCAUUUUUAUAUAUUUGUUGAAAUUUAUAAAAUAGAUAUAUUAAAGUGGAUGUGAAAUUGUAGAGAAAAAAAUUAUACUUUAUUGUAACAAUUGUGUUUAUUUUAUAUAUCUGAAAAAUGAAAAAAAAAUCAAUAAAAACAAAAGAUGGAAUGAGUUAUAAUAAAAUAAAAAAAUAACUAAACUAAUAUCUAAAAGCAAACAAGCGACAAUCCCCUUUCCCAUAAAGAUAAUUUUGUCAAAGCAUUCUCUAGAUUUCACCGGAAAAUGUCACACAAGUAAGAAGUGUCUCUCAAUGUAUAAGAAAGAUAAAAAGUGUUCUAUCGUAUAAUCAAUUCUAGUUAAAAAGGAAAAGUACCCAAUUUUUUUUAAUUUCCUUUUCUGCUAAAAUGGAGCAUUUGUAUUUACCUAGUGGCAAAGACGGUUUACAUUUCUUACCCAUGGAAGUUUAUUUGUGAUCCCCAUACAAAGAAUCUAAUUAAAUAGGCCCAUGAUCGAAGCCUAAUGAUUAUAACAAAAAAAAAUGGAAAUGUAUCUAUUAGGUAAUAGUAAGCAUAUUAUAAAUUAAAAUAUAUGCCUCCAGACAUAACCAAGAAGAGAAAGUACAUAUAACCUUCAGUCCAUGUUGGCUUCAUGUUCCCUCUCUCUCGUGUUUCCCAUAUUAACAUAGAAUGUUUGUUUACUGCCUAAAUUUAUAAAACUAUACAGAAACCUGAGCUGCUGCGAGUGUGUUUCCCUUAACAUCUUAAAGUCUUUUUAAGGCUUCGAAUGGUAACCAGUUUCCCGUCCCGCCCCACAGUUAACAGUAACAAAAAUCUCUAUAUAUACCCUAUAUUUAUACAUUUUUAUAACUAUUAGAACCGCACCGCAAUUAAACCGCUUGUCCCGCACCGCUCAAUACGCAGUCAUCAUUCGGAGCCUAAAUCUUGAAACAUAAAUAAUAAGUUUAAUAUUUUUCAUAUCUCUCACUACAAAAAACUCAUGAAUUCAUAUGAUUCGUAUCUAACUUGAGCAUUUUCUUCAAUUUCACCAUUAGUAUAGAAGAGGCAAUGGCAUGCUGGAUAUAUAUCAAAAGAUCCACCGUUAAUCUAGCUUAAGCUAAACAUAGGUCAUUCCAAUCUUCCAACAAAGCAUAUCUGCCCAACUUUUAGGGUCCGUAUGGCAAAAUACAAAAUUGGGACCUUGUGGUCGAAUGGCAGGAAAGAGAUUAGGACGCCAAAUACGUUUCAAGUUUGAUCCACCUACUGCGCGAAAUUAAGUCAUAUUAUUCCUAGACACUUACACGGAGAUAAACUUAUCUGCUUAUGAUCCAUUUUCAUACCCGGAAAUAUGGUUUAUAUGUGGAUUGCACCUCCUUUUGAGAAUUAGUCUAGACUUUCAUAGGUCCGAAGACUUUUGCUACUAUUAACUGCAAUACGAUGCACUACAGUUUGUAAACAUUCAAAGCCUUAACAUAUCUUAAAGAGGCCUCAAGAACUUCUUGACUCAGUCAAAAGCCCCUUUGGGAGAAAAGAUAAUUAAUGCAUAAACAUAUAUCGACAUAAAACAUGUCAAUAUGUCAUGGUAACAAUAAGCUAGUAAUGUUCAUCUUUCGAGUACUCCAUUAAUUUGAAUGUUUUACGUUGGAGUUUUGGUCUAGUUAUUUUUCAAUCUUAACCUUAUUUUGAAUUCAAAACUAUGAAUUUUUAUUUUGGACAAGUAACAAGUUAAACUGUCAGAAAACUGGUAUUUUCUUAUGGAUUGUUCAUAUUAAAUUGUUUGUCCGGUUGGCUUUAACAUGGAUGGCCUAGGUUUGGUUAUACAAUUCAUAAGAUAUCAUCAUUCAUAAUUCAUGAAGGAAAGUGAUUUCAUCUAUCUCUUAUUUUAAAGAAAUGUAUCGUUGACUUUACAUUUUCUUUAGGUAAUUAAAUACUAAGAUCCAAAUCCCAUUAAUUUCUCAAAUUUAAAAAUGAUUUCAAAAUACACUCUUCUUGGUGUACGAAAAAUAUAUAUAAAAAUGAAAACUAAAUAAAUUCUCAUCUGUCGCCAUCAAUGGUCCAACCUGUAAUUCUCUUCAUCAUCACUCUGUCUCAUAAAUAUUCAAAUAACUUUGAGCUCAAAAACUCUCUUUCUCCUCUUUCAAAACUUUGAGCUUAAACUUUGGUUAGUUUUUAUCUCCUUCACACGAACAUGACUCUCAUUACCCCUUCAUCACCACCACCAUUAAUACCUCUCAAACCAUACACAAGCUUCGAUAUAACAAGCAAAGUCAGCCCAGACGUCCUCCUAGUAAUCAUAAUCCUCUCCAUCAUCUUCUUCAUCUCCGGUCUCAUCCAUAUCCUCGUCAAGUUCCUCCUCACACCAUCACUUCAAAGCAGAGAUGAUUACUUCGACAACAACAACCUCACAGCUUUUCAAGGCCAGCUUCAACAACUCUUCAACCUCCAUGAUUCAGGCGUCGACCAAUCACUAAUCGACAAGUUACCUGUCUUCCAUUACAAAUCCAUCAUUGGUCUGAAGAUUGCAUCUUUCGACUGUCCUGUUUGUCUCUGCGAGUUCGAAGCAGACGACAAGCUCAGGCUCUUGCCUAAAUGUAGCCACGCCUUUCACGUUGACUGUAUAGACACGUGGCUUCUCUCUCACUCGACAUGUCCUCUUUGCAGAUCCAAUCUCCUCCCCUCUGAUUUCUCGUCUCACCACAGUCUAAGCUCCUCGUAUCUCCUUGUUCUUGAGUCGGGAACUGAUCGAAGCUCGAGAGACAUGGUUCCUGUUCCUGAGGCUAAUGAUUAUGGGUCGACCCGUUUUGGGUCGGGUCGUAAACCAUGCGACCCGGAUGGUGAUUUGGUUGUUCCUUUAGAAGUUAAGCUAGGGAAGUUUAGGAACGUAGAUCAUGUUGGUGACGGAAGUGACAAUAACAUUAGUGGUAAUAGUAAUGUAGAUGUUAGGAGGUGUUUUUCAAUGGGGUCAUAUGAGUAUAUUGUGGACCAAGAAGCUACACUUAAAGUCCACGUUCCCAACAAGAAACAAUCCGACAAAGACGGUCGACGUUUCCCUGGCCAGAGAGCAGUUAUGUCCGAAUACGGUUUUGAUCCUACGGUUAAGGGAAUUGGGAAGGGUGUUGUGGAAAGAGAGAGCUUUUCUUUGUCUAAAAUUUGGCUAAGGGGUAAAAAGGAGAAGCAAAAGGGUACUAGUGUUAGAGAUCAUGCAUGUUCUUCGUUGUCUUCCUCUUCUAUUCGAAUUCCGAACCAAAUGAAUCCUGCCAAGACCAAGAAUGGGAUCGGUAUGGAUGAAGAGAAUCAAAAGAGCGAAAAUUCUGAAUCUUUGGAGACGAAAACCCCAUCUUUUGCUAGGAGGACCAUGCUUUGGCUUGCAGGGAGACAAACCAAGGCUGUUCAUCCUUCUACAUCUAAUGUGUAGUUUUCUUUCUUAUUUGAGUUUUACUCUUACUUUACAAGUGUGUGUGUGUGUGUGAAAAUUUGCGAGUUUUUUUAGAGAGGAAGUUGAUGAAUAGUGGGGUAUUAAUUAAUAUAUGUAGGGUUAUUACUUCUAAGGCACAUUGAGAAUUUGGUUUGUCUGUGCUGCCACCCGUUGUUCUAAUUCUUAAUAUUUCUUUCUUAUAACAUGAUUUUUCUCAUAAAA
Messenger RNA from Brassica rapa (field mustard), 4706 nucleotides. RefSeq names its product putative RING-H2 finger protein ATL49. The record is from RefSeq and is a predicted model, not a curated record. Lineage: Eukaryota; Viridiplantae; Streptophyta; Magnoliopsida; Brassicales; Brassicaceae.